AUGUCUAAGGUUGACAACGACGACAACGACGACGACAAGCGUAGAUUGCAGCUACCGGUAGGCAGUUCAGAGCAUUGUGAACAUGCUGCCAGUGCUGCUGAUGCUGCCAGUGCUGCUGAUGCUCCAGGCGGCUUUGAUAUUAUGAAGAUUGUCAGAGAAAGAGCUGCUGCUGCACGUCUUGCAAUUGAGACUGCCAAAAAUGGUAACAGUAUCUGGUACACAACAUCACGGGAAAGCGGUGUUACAAGACAACAACAACAGAGGAUGAUACCUGGCGCUUAUGCCGUUGAAGGUCCAUUUCUUACAAGUGCUAAUCUCAGUGUCAGUGAGCCUUCUAAUCAUUCAAAUAGCAGUACCGGUACUGCAGAUGGUACUGGUACCGGUACUGUUGCAGGUACAAGUGACCAAGACCAUUCCCAGUGGGUUGAAGGGACUGAAGAUGAAGUCAUUGCACAUCCUAUUUAUGGUGAUCAGCAGACGGCGACAUGCCUCUUACCCAAUGCAGUGUUACUACAUGUACCAACCAACCAGAGAUCAAGGGAGUACUGGAGGAAAAAGCUGCUUUGUUCGCUUUCUGUUCAAACCAUUGUGGCUUCCCUUGUUGUAUCGUUUGCCCUCAUUUUGGUGCUGUCAUGCAAGCAAGGAAACAGAAAUCAGCUACCAGUACCAAAUCUACCAAAUCAAGAUCUAUAUGGAUCCAUUCAGAUUCCUGCAAAUCCUGCAAAUGUGGAAGCCCCAACAGCACAGACCUUUUUGGAGUCACUCAAUUUACCAAACUACACUCAAAAGGCAAUGGAAAACUCCAGAUCUCCUCAGUCCAACGCCUAUCAAUGGUUGGUCAACAGCUUGAACAUCAAUACUAACCAGACCAUCACUCAACCAGCAUCAGGUCUACCAAAAUGGAGACUGAUACAAAUGUUUGCUAUGGCCACAUUCUACUAUUCCACAAAAGGGGACUCUUGGGUGAACCAUCGUGACUGGCUGGAUAAGGAGACAAAUGAAUGCAGCUGGGAACAAAUAGUUUUGAAUCGCACAUUUUCUCCAAACCUGUCCUGUAAUGAGAUGGGAAAAAUCAAGGCACUGGCAUUCCAAAAAGCCAAUAACAUGGAAGGAACAAUUCCUCCAGAGAUUUCCUUGCUUGGGAACAGCUUGCAGUCUUUCACCUUGAACCGGCAAGUUCAACUCCAAGGGAUCAUCCCAACCGAAGUUGGGCUACUUACCAAAUUGACUGAGUUGAUGUUGAGUAUAACAAAUAUUGCUGGCACAAUUCCAACCCAGCUGGGUCUGCUGCAAAGUCUUGGCAGUCUCCAAAUUGCUAAAUGCCACCUUUCUGGGCGCAUACCUUCAGAGAUUGGCAAUUUGGGCAGUCUUUCUACAUUGGUGCUGUUAAUGUCAGAUCUAACCGGUUCAGUGCCUAGAGAACUAUUCCAAUUGCCUGGACUAGAAAAGUUGAUAAUUGAUCAAUGUCAUGGCUUGAACAACGAAUACAUCCUUCAAGAAACCAGCUGGAACAUGCCGCAGAUGAAGUUUCUGGCACUGUCAAGCCGGACUUUGGGAAUUCCGAUAUCAAUUCCAUCUGAAAUUGGUACUAUGACUGAACUGGUAUUCCUACGGUUGGUGGACUGGAAUCUUCACAGCACUAUACCAAACCAUCUUGGAAAAUUGGAGAAAUUGGAAAUGCUGUUCUUGGAGGGGAACGCUGUGUCUGGAACUCUGCCACCAACCUUAUCCAAGUUGACCGAUCUGGUCCAUUUAGAUCUGAGCUCCAACCAAUUGGAAGGAACACUGCCUCCCGAUCUCUUUUCCAAACUCACAAAGUUGCAGGUCCUUCGCAUCAACGGUAACCAUUUCUCAGGUUCAAUCCCAACAGAAAUAGGCAAACUGUCUGAACUCAGGAAACUGGAAUUACACAAUACCCAUGUUUCUGGCACUCUUCCUACUGAGCUACUUCUAUUGAAGAAGUUGACCAGCUUGGUAGUCACAAACACAUCCUUGUUGGGCAGCAUCCCUGAAAACCUGUGCGACAACAUGUACCAGAAGAAAAUGAAAUGCUAUGGCCCACAGCAAUGCAAAAAUUUGUCUGUGAAAACCAACACAACAGCUUGCCAUGGAACUUCUUUGUGUGGGUGUGAUUGUGGUCCUUGCCCAACUAACUAG
Molecule: messenger RNA, 2157 nt
Organism: Seminavis robusta
Lineage: Eukaryota; Bacillariophyta; Bacillariophyceae; Naviculales; Naviculaceae
Source: the annotation of a GenBank genome assembly